AUGGUAGCCAGCUUCGAAAGACAUUUAAAAAAGAAAAACUAUGGUUUAAGUAUCAUGAAAGAUCUACAGUUUGAACAGACUCGAAAAGCUUUGGUUUCAAAACAAAAGGAUUUAAAACGACAGGGGAAAGGAAAUAAACCGAAUGCUUCAUCUGCUCUCAGCGAAGACGACACAGCUGUUUUGUAUGAAAAAGACUUGCUGGGCACAUCCAGUCCCGAUGCUUUACUGAACACUCUUUGGUUCAACAAUACAAUACACUUUGGAUUACGUGGCUGUAAAGAGCAUCGCGAUAUGACUUGGGGCGACGUGAAAUUACAUAAAACGGUCUCUGGCGAGGAAUAUUUGAAAUACAACGAAAGGCAAACGAAAACACGCUCGGGGGAAAACACCAGAGAUGUGCGAAAAGUAACUCCAAAAAUGUUUUCCGUACCAGGAAAUAAAAGAGAUCCUAUUGCUGCGUACAAACUUUUUGCGGAAAAACAUCCGGCAGAAAUCAACAGCGACGAUAGCCCAUUUUAUCUUGCUGUAAACAAUUUAAAGAAACCUGAAUCCGUUUCAUGUAAAGCUUGGUUCAAAAAAGCCCCCGCCGGGGUUAAUAAACUAAAUUCGAUAAUGAAGAACAUGGCUGCGAAAGCUGGACUUACUACCAAAUUUACCAACCACAGCGGAAGGAAAACAAUGAUGCAGGCCUUGGUAAACCAAAACUUUCCACCAACAGACAUUAUUCAACUGUCGGGCCACAAGAACCUGCAGAGUGUUACUCAUUAUUCCACUGUCAACGAGUCACAGCAAAUGGAAAUGUCGAGAACUCUCAGUUCAGUUGCCACUGGAAAGCUGAGUCAUUUGUCUAACUUGACCACUGGAAACUCAGGGGUUGAAGUUCACUCGUCGACGAACAGACAGAAAACGACAAGCGAACACAAUGUCAAUGUCCAAGAACAUGCUAUGCCGGCGCUGUUUUCGAACGCAACGAUAAGUGGAGGGAGUAUAAAUAUAUCAAUAAAUACUCUCAAGCAGUCUCCAACACUAUCUAUAACAAAUGUGGAUAGCCCACCAAAAACAUACAAACGUUUAAAACUUCUGAGCGAUUCUGAGUCAGAUUGA
This is a messenger RNA of Paramuricea clavata, 1104 nucleotides long. The record is from the annotation of a GenBank genome assembly. NCBI's taxonomy places the organism in Eukaryota, Metazoa, Cnidaria, Anthozoa, Malacalcyonacea, Plexauridae.